Molecule: messenger RNA, 1653 nt
Organism: Stegodyphus dumicola
Lineage: Eukaryota; Metazoa; Arthropoda; Arachnida; Araneae; Eresidae
Gene: Atox1
Product: Antioxidant 1 copper chaperone
Biological process (GO): copper ion transport
Cellular component (GO): cytosol
Molecular function (GO): copper chaperone activity; metal ion binding
Source: RefSeq, a predicted model, not a curated record
GCAACACAUGUAUUCUAGUUUUGUUUAUGAUAAGGGUGAACGAUGAAUGAGUAAUUGAAUUGUGAUUAUCUGGCAGUCCAGAGUUUGAUACACUUUGAGAUUUCUUAAUCAAUUUUUUUUCUCCUUCCUUGGUGUAGAACUAUGGCGGCGCAGGUACAUGAAUUUUCUGUUGAAAUGACUUGUGAAGGAUGCUCAGGAGCUGUGAGCAGAGUAUUGGGAAAACUAAAAGGUUCUGGUGUUGAUGAUUUUUCAAUUGAUUUAGGGAACAAAAAAGUUUUGGUAACUUCAUCUCUGCCAGCUGAAACAUUAAUGGAAACCUUAAAAAAAACUGGAAAGGAGUGUUCAUAUAUUGGUGUUAAAGCUUGAUAUGCUUUCGAUUAUUUUGUACUUACGUUUUAAAACUUCCUUUUUUGUGUAUUUUGCAGAGCUGAUAUGUGUUUAUGUAAAGAUAUGUUCCUUUCUUAUAAAAUCCUGUUGUGAUAAAUGAAUUUCAGCAUUUAUAAUGAAGUUUUAUGUGAGAUAAGAUAUGACUAUAAAUAUAUAUGCAUCAUAAAAAUAUAUUUUUCUAUUGACAACAUCUUUAUGUAGUACUGUUAUUAAGUUCAGAACACUUAAAUUAAAACAUAUUCGUACAUUAUUUCUUUGUUAAUAGAUCUGUUAUAUAUUGAGCUACAUUUGAUACACAUAAUGAUGAGUGAUAAUUCAUCUAUUAUUUGUUUAAUUUUCAUGUACUGAUUAAUAAAAAUUAUUGCAGUAAAACUUUUUUUGACUUAUUAUAUACUGCUAGGGGCUUUGGUUGGCAGGAAGCAGUUUUUGUAAUGAUAAUAGAGUCAGGAAUUUAGCUUAUGGUGGUAUUUUUCUCUUUUAGUAAUGCAAUCUUCUUAAAAAUAAUUUUUCCAGCUUAUGAAAGUUGAAUGCAUUAGAUUCAGUCCUUGCAAAAUGUAACUGAUAUGAACCCUGUUGUUCUCACGGUAAUUAAUCUGUUGUUAAAUUAGAUCUGUUUCCUUGAUAUUAGUUUUACCCUCUCAUUUACCAUCUAUCUGCACCUGUGUUGCCAUUCCACAAUAUUAUUCCUUGUAAUGAUGCAUCAUUUCAUUGUAUGGGAAUUGGAAUACAAGAAUACCUCGCUUAGUACUGUUAAUUGUUUAUUCUAAGAUAUUACACUAAUUGAAACUGCACUGAAUGAAACAUUAUUUUUAUAGGAAAAUUAGUAAUUAGUUCAUAUCAAAUUUUGUUAAAACGAAAAUAUUUACGCAUUUAUGUAAGAUUAAUGGAAAAUAACAAAAGUUAAAAAAUACAAUAUGUAAUGGAAGAUUGAAGAUUUUUGUUGUUUGUUUACAGUAUCAAAAGGGAAAACAUUAUUUUUUUUUUAGUUUUUGGUACCACAAUUAUUAUUAUUAUUAUUAUUAUUUUUUUUUCCUUUUCUUUUUUUCCUUUGUUCAUCAUGUGAAAUUGCAUUUAAAUGGAAUAUAUGUCGAAACUAAUGUAAGUCUCAUCAUGUUCUUAAAAAACAUGCUAAAGGGCUAUAGUAGGAAGGCAGUCAUUGGAAACUUAUUGCCAGAUGGAGUUCCUGGUAGUGAGUAACACAUUAAUAUUAUUCAAACUAAAGAUGUAUAAUGCUAUACUUAAUAAAAAUGUAGAUUUUUAUGCCAA